AUGCACCUAAAUUCAGAGACAUUCCAGGAGGCUAAAUUGGCAGCAAGAAUUCCUCGCUAUCAAUAUAUAAUGGUAGGUGUUAUUGCUGCAGCCAUUGUACCAACUAUGUAUAUGAAAAGAUAUGCAAGGAUGCAUAUAGAUAAGGCUGCUUUAGAAGAUAUCAAUAAUAUCAAAAAAGAAGGCAACUUUGUGCCCUCAAGUGCAGAAUCUGUGAAGAAGGAUAUAUUAAACAAGAGAGAACUUGAUAAGGAUCUUUUAAUGACACAUCAACCUGCAGUCUGGUCAAUCAAAGGCAAUAACAAAAUAACAAAUGACCCUCGAUUUAGAGAACUUGUUGAUGAAAACGCAAUGAUACUUUUUUCAUCAAUAAUGUGA
Messenger RNA from Tetrapisispora phaffii CBS 4417, 375 nucleotides. RefSeq names its product Spg1p (gene SPG1). The transcript has a single exon. The coding region runs from base 1 to 375 and encodes 124 amino acids. NCBI's taxonomy places the organism in Eukaryota, Fungi, Ascomycota, Saccharomycetes, Saccharomycetales, Saccharomycetaceae. The record is from RefSeq and is a predicted model, not a curated record.